Nycticebus coucang (slow loris) is the source of this 2281-nucleotide messenger RNA. It is a transcript of the gene CHST2, whose product is annotated as carbohydrate sulfotransferase 2. Bases 132 to 1724 code for a protein of 530 amino acids. Gene Ontology annotation, cellular component: Golgi membrane. NCBI's taxonomy places the organism in Eukaryota, Metazoa, Chordata, Mammalia, Primates, Lorisidae. The transcript has a single exon. The record is from RefSeq and is a predicted model, not a curated record. Gene Ontology annotation, molecular function: N-acetylglucosamine 6-O-sulfotransferase activity. Gene Ontology annotation, biological process: carbohydrate metabolic process; sulfur compound metabolic process; N-acetylglucosamine metabolic process.
CAGCCGCCGCUGCUGCCGCGCCCUCGUCGGAGCCGCGGCCCCAGUCCCGGCGCCCGCGGCCAGUCCGCUGCGUCCCCUUCCCGGGCUGCAGGGCCGCCUCCGCCGCGCCGCCGGCCCGGGUUGUGCCUGUGAUGAGCCGCAGUCCGCCGCGAGCUCUGCCCCCGGGCGCGCUCCCCCGGCUGCUCCAGGCUGCGCCUGCCGCCGCGCCGCGCGCCCUGCUUCCGCCGUGGCCCCGGCGCCCGGGACGCCGCUGGCCCGCCUCGCCUCUCGGAAUGAAGGUGUUCCGCAGGAAGGCGCUAGUGCUGUGCGCGGGCUAUGUGCUGCUGCUGGUGCUCACUAUGCUCAACCUCCUGGACUACAAGUGGCACAAGGAGCCGCUGCAGCAGUGCAACCCCGACGGGCCGCUAGGUGCCGCAGCGGGGGCAUCCGGGGGCGGCUUGGGGCGCCCCGGGCCCCCUCCGGCCGCGCCGCCGCGCGCUCACACCCGCUUGGACCUUCGCACCCCUUAUCGCCCUCCCGCUGCUGCCGUCGGGGCGGCGCCUGCAGCCGGGGCGGGGGUGGGAGGGGCAGCAGCCCCUCCGGGCAACAGCACUCGGGACAGCGGGGGCAGCAGGGAGAAGCGGCAGCUGGUGUACGUGUUCACCACGUGGCGCUCGGGGUCGUCGUUCUUCGGCGAACUUUUCAACCAGAACCCCGAGGUGUUUUUCCUCUAUGAGCCAGUGUGGCACGUGUGGCAAAAACUGUACCCAGGGGACGCCGUUUCCCUGCAGGGGGCAGCGCGGGAUAUGCUGAGCGCUCUCUACCGCUGCGACCUCUCGGUCUUCCAGCUGUACAGCCCUGCGGGCAGCGGGGGGCGCAACCUCACCACGCUGGGCAUCUUCGGGGCUGCCACCAACAAAGUGGUAUGCUCAUCGCCUCUAUGCCCCGCCUACCGCAAGGAGGUGGUGGGGCUGGUGGACGACCGCGUGUGCAAGAAGUGCCCGCCGCAGCGCCUGGCACGUUUCGAGGAAGAGUGCCGCAAGUACCACACGCUGGUCAUCAAGGGCGUGCGCGUCUUCGACGUGGCUGUGUUGGCACCGCUGUUGCGAGACCCGGCCCUGGACCUCAAGGUCAUCCACCUAGUGCGCGAUCCCCGCGCGGUGGCCAGCUCACGUAUCCGCUCGCGCCACGGCCUCAUCCGCGAGAGCCUCCAGGUGGUGCGCAGUCGGGACCCCCGAGCCCAUCGCAUGCCAUUCCUGGAGGCUGCUGGCCACAAGCUAGGGGCCAAGAAGGAGGGCGUGGGUGGCCCAGCAGACUACCACGCGCUGGGUGCCAUGGAGGUCAUCUGCAACAGCAUGGCCAAGACGCUGCAGACGGCCCUGCAGCCCCCGGACUGGCUGCAGGGCCACUAUUUGGUGGUGCGGUACGAAGACCUGGUGGGAGACCCUGUCAAGACGCUGCGGAGGGUGUAUGACUUUGUGGGACUGUUGGUGAGCCCCGAGAUGGAGCAGUUUGCCCUAAACAUGACCAGCGGCUCGGGCUCCUCCUCCAAGCCUUUCGUGGUGUCUGCUCGUAAUGCCACGCAGGCCGCCAACGCCUGGCGGACCGCCCUCACCUUCCAGCAGAUCAAACAGGUGGAGGAGUUUUGCCACCAGCCCAUGGCUGUCCUGGGCUAUGAGCGCGUCAGCAGCCCCGAGGAGGUCAAAGACCUCAGCAAGACCCUGCUACGAAAGCCCCGGCUCUGAGCGGGGUGCCGGGGAGACAUGAUGUCCUGCGGAGAUACCCACAAAGUGGGGUGUGGUGUAUUUAAAUGAACACAGCCCAGACCCAAACCGAGGAAACCCACAUAGUCAAUUAUAGAUAUAUAAUAUAAAUAACCACACAGACACUUGCUGUGAGUGUUUUGAGUCAGUGAAUUUCAAGGAACAGCCACCACACACACACACACACGCAUCUCAGAAAAGGCAAGACUGGACAGUCCUGACCAGGUGCCCCUUUUCUCCUCUCUGCUGCCUUUUCUUCCUUCUCCUUCCUCCCAUUUCUUACCCCACCUUCCAUUUUGAAGUGGGAUGUUCAUGAAAUCAAGGUCCAGUAACUCAAAUCUUGUUUACAAAGUUUUCGUGGUAUCUGUGAACGUGUUAAGAGUCACUUGGAUGUGGGGGUGGGGGUGGAGAAAGGGGAAGUGGUCCAGGAACAGAAAGCCCCACCGGGCAGGAUUCUCCUAAAGUGAGUAGACUUUUGUGUAAAAAGCAAAGGUUACAUGUGAGUAUUAAUAAAGAAGAUAAUAAAUAAUAUCCUUUUU